Molecule: messenger RNA, 5328 nt
Organism: Monomorium pharaonis (pharaoh ant)
Lineage: Eukaryota; Metazoa; Arthropoda; Insecta; Hymenoptera; Formicidae
Gene: tho2
Product: THO complex subunit 2
Exons: 27
Coding region: 175-4440 (1421 amino acids)
Biological process (GO): mRNA export from nucleus; mRNA processing
Cellular component (GO): THO complex part of transcription export complex
Molecular function (GO): mRNA binding
Source: RefSeq, a predicted model, not a curated record
GACGCGUUUCGCUGCUGCUCCGCUGCUAGCUUCGCAUAGUGGUGACUCGAAGGGAAAAAAUACGCACUCUCUAGCUCUGCUCCGUUAACCUGCGAUGUCGAGUUGAUUUUUAAUCUCCGGUGCACGCUUGAAGCUCCAUUUUUUUUCAAAACACCGGACCGGAGCAUUAUAAAUAUGGCCAGCAAAGUAUGGCAUUCAGAAUUGUGGAAGUCAUGGGAUAAGCAUGGGAAAAACGAUUUCCUCAAGCUAAUCAAGCACAAGCUUAAGGAAGGCAACACACCAGAAUGGAAACGUGGAAUAUACGAAUUAAUAUCAAAUGGAAUCCAUGGAAACGUAAAAAAGGACAAUGUAGUUCAGACAUUAGGUGAACUCACGAAUUUUGAUGUACCGUCUAUACCAUCUGCAAUAGUAGACAUAUUUACUUUAAUUGAUGUAGAAGCGCAUAAUGAGGAAAGGAACAACUUCUACUAUAUUGUGAAAGAAACUGAAAAGUUUCUGACCGAUAGAAUAUUGAAAGAACGUUUAGAAAUUGAUACCUUACAAGAUGUAGGGACAUUGAAAAACAAAAAUUUUCAAACCAAGUUUAUAAAAGUAAAGACAAAGUUAUAUUAUAAACAAAGGAAAUUUAAUUUAUUUCGUGAAGAGAGCGAGGGUUACUCCAAGCUCAUUGUAGAAUUAAAUCAAGAGUGUCCAGAUAGUGAGGUGGCCUCGACAUUGGAAAUUGUUAAAUCUCUUAUCGGUUAUUUCAAUCUUGACCCUAAUAGAGUACUCGACAUCUUAUUAGAAACCUUUGAAAACCGACCGCAAGACGAUGCUUUAUUUAUUCCCUUAAUACGUUCAUAUAUGAGCGAUCAGCAGGUACUUUGCGAAGUGUUAGGAUUCAAAUAUUGCUCUACGGUCAACGCCACGCCAUUCUCUCUGCAAAAGGUCACCGCACUCAUGCUGCAGCAUGGUGUGAUUAAACUCGACGAUAUAUUGCCCUGGCUAGUGCCAGACGAUAAAAUUAUAAUAUCAGAUCAUGAGCAGGUGAUGAAGCAUGCCAAGGAAUACGUGCGGAAAUUGAGCGUAAUCUCGACAAAGGACAAGGAGGAUAUUGUAGAAGAAAAGGAGAAUGCACAAGACAAGUAUGCAAGCAAUCAAAAAUUUGGAUUGUGUGAAGCGCUUCUGGAAAUUGGAGCUUGGGAAGUAGCGCAGAAUUUAUUCAAUCGUUUGCCAGAUUAUUGUUUUACGGAUCAACGUCCCAUAGCUCUGGCGUUGUGCAAAAUGAUUCAAGCUCUUGUCGAACCCGUAUAUCGAAAACAUUGUAUUGUUUCUCCAAAAUUACCGGGUCGUAAAGUACCUCCGUUGAAGAGUUCCCUCGCGCCGCCAUCGUUGCAUGAUCUGCAAGACAUUCAUGAUUACUUAUUGCCGAUGUUGAUCGUGCUCGGGCCGAAUCUGCAUCAGGAUCCCAUUCUGAUGUAUAAGGUGAUGAGACUGUGUCAUGCCGCUAUUAAGCAAUCUCCACUUGACGCGAGCAAGCAGCCGCUAAAUAAGAAUUGUACCCUUUACUAUGAUGUGCUGACGAUACUCGACGUCGCGCUUCUGCCCUCUCUGUCUUUUAUGGACUGCAACUGUUGCGUCGCCGAGGAGCUGUGGAACAUCCUCAAGUACUAUCCCUAUCAGAAUCGUUAUUGUCUGUAUGCACGCUGGAAGAACGACACACCGUUGCAGCACGCUGCGCUGCUGCGUAAACGUGCCGAUGCUCAAAAGAAGAUCAAGUCAAUCAUGAAGCGUGUGAGCAAGGAAACGAUCAAGCCGGUUGGCCGAUCAUUAGGCAAGCUUACGCAUUCCUCGCCAGGUGUACUAUUUGAUUAUGUUCUCAUACAGAUCCAAUUAUAUGACAAUUUAAUAGGACCUGUAGUGGACUCCUUAAAGUAUUUGACAAAUAUCUCAUACGAUGUGUUGGGAUAUUGUCUGGUAGAGGCGUUAGCGGGUGCUGACAGGGAUAGAUUUAAACACGAUGGCACCAGUAUAUCCUUGUGGUUGCAAUCUCUUGCUUCAUUUUGCGGAGCAAUAUUUAAGAAGUAUAACAUCGAAUUAACAGGGUUGUUACAGUAUGUAGCGAAUCAACUUAAAGCUCAAAAGAGCUUAGAUCUAUUAAUAUUAAAAGAAAUAGUACAAAAAAUGGCUGGUAUCGAAGCAGCCGAAGAAAUGACGUCUGAUCAAUUGGACGCUAUGGCAGGUGGAGAUCUAUUAAAAAAUGAGGCCGGUUACUUCAGUCAAGUCCGCAAUACAAAAAAAUCUUCGCAACGUUUAAAAGAAGCUCUUGCCGAACAAGAUCUUGCGGUCGCACUGUGCUUGUUGAUGGCACAACAGAAACAUUGUGUCGUUUAUAGGGAGACAGAUAAAUCUCACUUAAAACUCGUUGGCAAGUUAUAUGAUCAAUGCCAGGACACACUGGUACAAUUCGGAACUUUCCUGGGCUCAACUAUGACGGUAGAUGAGUAUGUGGAGCGACUACCCUCGAUUCAUUCUAUGCUCCAGGACAAUCACAUUCAUGCGGAUGUCGCGUUUUUCCUGGCACGGCCAAUGUUCGCACAUGCCAUAAAUAUAAAAUAUGAUGCUCUUCGUAAAGCUGAUCCAAAUUACAAGAAAAUGUCCACGGCUACGAAGCAAUUAAAGUACGCGGAAGCCGCGCAAACUGUUAUGGCACCUGUUGCUCAAUCUGUCAGGCCGUUGCAUCCUCUAAAGGUUUGGGAGGACAUUUCGCCGCAAUUCUUAGUCACAUUUUGGUCUCUAUCAAUGUAUGAUUUAUACGUGCCAGUGGAAAGUUAUCAAAGAGAAGUUAACAAGAUGAAGCAAUUGGCAACACAAACCGCCGAUUCCAAAGAUAUGAAUGUAAGUAAAGGAAAGAAGGAACAAGAAAAAUAUACCACUCUUAUUGAGAAACUGCAGGACGAAAAGAAGAAACAAGAGGAACAUGUUGAAAAAGUUUUUGCGUACCUGAGACAAGAAAAGGACACAUGGUUCUUGUCACGAAGCGCUAAAUCUGCGAAGAAUGAGACGAUAACGCAAUUUCUACAGUUGUGCCUAUUUCCACGGUGUACAUUUACAACUGUAGACGCCAUGUACUGUGCGAAAUUUGUACAUACCAUCCACUCUCUGAAGACUGCAAAUUUUUCAACUCUGCUUUGCUACGAUCGUCUUUUCUGUGAUAUCACAUAUUCAGUCACUUCGUGCACAGAAAACGAAGCAAAUCGAUAUGGCAGAUUUUUAUGCGCUAUGCUGGAAACUGUGAUGAGAUGGCAUUCUGAAAAAGCCAUAUUUGAUAAGGAAUGCAGUAAUUAUCCUGGUUUUGUGACCAAGUUCCGCGUGAGCAAUCAAUUUUCUGAAGCAAAUGAUAUGGUUGGCUUUGAAAAUUACAGACAUGUGUGUCACAAGUGGCAUUAUAAGAUCACAAAGGCAAUUGUAGUAUGUCUAGAUUCUAAGGACUAUGUGCAAAUAAGGAAUUCUUUGAUAAUAUUGAUCAAGAUAUUACCACACUUUCCCGUCUUGGCGAAACUCUCUCAGAUCCUCGAACGAAAGGUGGAAAAAGUAAGAGAGGAAGAGCGUGGUCAGCGCCAAGAUUUGCAUGUCCUAGCAACAUCGUACAGCGGACAAUUAAAAGCUAAAACUCCUAAUAUGAUACGUGAAUCAGAUUUUCACCAUGUGGGCGAUAAGGCUAAAACUCAAGACGCAACAAAUAGUGAAACGAGCGAAAAAGUUAACAAUGGAGUAGCGGUGAAAGAAAAUAAUAAUGGAGAUGCUCGGCCAGAAAAGGAAAAUAAAGAACAAAGAGAAAAACGAAGUUCCUCCAAUCAAAUGCAUCACGAUAUCAAUUCUUUGAAUAGUGAAAAUUCUGAGAAGUUCAGAAAGAAAGAAGAGAGUAAGGACAUUUUGGAGGCUAAAGAAAAAUAUAUUAAAAAAGAAGAAGUGAAAGACGAUGAGGGAUUAGAAAAGAAGGAUCGCAAAUAUUAUAAAGAAGAACAGCACUAUUACAGUAGUAGUGUAGACAAUUUAGAUCGAGAUCUUUCCAGUGUAUCAAAUAGUAGUGCUAGUUCAGGUCCUUUACAAGAGGGUCCUGAAAGAGUUUUAGAUGUAAAAAGAAGAAAAGUAGAGAGUGUCCCAAAGCAGGAAGGAAGACGCGCGGAAGCUGUUCUUGACAAGAAAGAACGUUCCAGUAAAGGGAAAACACGUGACGAACAGAAAGAGCUGCGAAGAGAAAAGAAACAGGGGCGAAAAAGGGAUCGAGCAGAGGAAUCCAUACCAACUACUGAACAGAAACGAAGAAAGGAUGACGAAAGAGCCAAAGGCACUCAUCAGAACGGUGACAUUCCUGAACAUAGAGAAAAGCAUCAUUACAGUAAGUUGAUAAAGAUGUCUACUUCGAGUACAUUAAAGGGACGAAAUGGGCGACAAUAGCAAACAAGAAAAUAUUGAUGUCAGUAACCUUUCCCUUCCCCUUCCAUAUCAGUCACAAGAAAUCAUGGCAUUCGGGAGACUUAUUCAAGAAUGUAUUUUCAGGAAAAAUCUCCAUAUGCAAAGGAUCGUCCUCAUGAACGUGAAGGACGCGAAAGCCGUGAUAAACAAUAUCCUUUUCUUAUGCUUAAUAGAUUUUGCUGAAUGUCAUUUUUGUUUUUUAAAAUAUUAUUUUGCCUUUUCUACAAUAAUUUUAUAUUAUAUUUUUUACAAUGUUACCAUUUUUUAUACAUGCUUCUAAUAUGUUAAACUUUGUAGCUAAUUAAGUGUUAAAAUAGCUUAUGUACCAUGUACAUAGAAUAAUAAAUCGUACAAUUAUUGAGUUAGGUAAUAAUUUUUGUGACAUUUUUUCACUUUAAUUAAGAAAUCUAAUAAUUUUUUAUAAGCAAACGUGAAAUUUUUAUUUGUUAUAAAUUUUAUGUUUAUUAAGUGUAUUUUCGUCGAAGUGAACAUAUGGCAAUAAUUUAACACUUAAUUACAUUAUUUGAGUGUAAUUAUUCGAGUAUUUACCCCGUUUAUGAAAUUUGUAAUACAUGUUUCGAAAUUUCUAAUAUAAAAUAUAUUGUCUUUUUUAUAACUAUAAUUUUUAUUGUUCUUUUAUUUUAAAGAACAUCCUUAAUUGCUCAAUAACUGUAUGAUUUAUCCUAUGCAUGAAAAAAUACAAGUGCUCGUAUAAUCCUUAAUUCAAGUGCACUAGAAGGAGUUCAGAUCCAAAACGAAGAUGAUGUACAACGGAAAGGAGCUCGACUUAACAUUUUCUAUGCUAUGUUUGAUGUUGCAUGUAAUGAACGUAGAAUUCAAAAUAAAGCAAAAAAUAGUCAGUAAUUUGUA